Messenger RNA from Botrytis fragariae, 927 nucleotides. RefSeq names its product putative 2-deoxy-d-gluconate 3-dehydrogenase protein. Lineage: Eukaryota; Fungi; Ascomycota; Leotiomycetes; Helotiales; Sclerotiniaceae. The record is from RefSeq and is a predicted model, not a curated record. The transcript has 5 exons. Bases 1 to 927 code for a protein of 308 amino acids. Gene Ontology annotation, molecular function: oxidoreductase activity, acting on the CH-OH group of donors, NAD or NADP as acceptor.
AUGUCGUGGGGAUUGGAAUCGAUGGUUUCUCUUUCUGCUAGGUUCUCUGGGGGAUCGAGAGGAUUCUGCUCUUCUUCUUCUUCAUAUGCUUCUUCAUCAACCUCAACCGAAGACGCAACAGGAAAGAACUCAAAUACAAAUUCAAAGCUUCCUUUUACGAAUAAAACGAUUUUAGUAACCGGUGCAACCCGCGGGAUUGGAAGAGCGAUUGCGCAAAGGUUUGGAGAGUUGGGGGGAAGGUUGAUAUUGGUGGGAAGGAAUCGGGAGGGCUUGGAGGGGGUGGGGAGGGAGAUGAUGAAGGAAAGAGGGGGGAAGGGAAGGGGAGAAGGAGAGGGGGAUUGGAUGGUUGUUUGUGGAGACGUGGGGGAGAGGGAAUUUUGGGAGGGGGAAUUUGGGAGGGGAAAGAGAGUGAGUGGGGGGAAUGGGAACCCCAAUCCCAACCCCAAACCCAAAAUCGACAUCCUCAUCAACGCCGCCGGUCUAACCCAUGCCUCCCCCCUCAUAACCACCUCCCCUUCCCUCAUCGAAAACGUGCUCCAAACAAAUUUAAUGGGCACAAUCUGGGGGUGUAAAAUUAUCGGAAAAGAGAUGUUGAGACGGAGAGAGGGUUGUAUAAUAAACAUCUCUUCACUCCUCGGUAUCAAAGGCGGAAGAGGUAGUGCCGCGUAUGCAGCUAGUCUCACCCGCGCUCUAGCCGCCGAAAUGGGUUCUGCAGGAAUUCGAGUCAAUGCCAUUGUACCCGGCUAUAUCGAGACGGAUAUGACGAGGGCAAUGUCAGAUCCCGCCCGCUCAGAAGCAUUAAACUCCAUUCCUCUAUCACGUUUUGGAGAUGUAGCCGAAAUAGCCGAUGCCGCCGUCUUUUUAGCAACCAAUAAGUACGCAAACAAUUGUGUGCUUAAUCUUGAUGGAGGAUUGAGCGCCGUAUGA